AUGGCGGCAGCUGCUGUGAGAAAUGCCAAGCAGAGCUUGCGGGCCGAGUUGAAGCAGCGGUUACGGGCCAUAAGCGCCGAGGAGCGGCUACGCCAGUCCGGCGUGCUAACACAGAAGGUGAUCGCUCACAGUCAGUAUCAGAAAUCCAGACGAGUUGCCGUCUUUCUGAGCAUGCAAGAUGAAAUUGAGACCGAGGAGAUCAUCAAGGACAUUUUUCGGCAAGGCAAAACCUGCUUCAUUCCACGGUACCAGUUCCAGAGCAGUCACAUGGAUAUGGUGAAGUUAGCAUCACCUGAGGAAAUCUCUUUGCUUCCCAAAACAUCCUGGAAUAUUCACCAGCCCGCUGCAGGGGAGUUGCGGGAGGAGGCUCUGUCAACUGGGGGACUUGAUCUCAUCUUCAUGCCAGGUCUUGGAUUUGACAAACAUGGCAACCGCUUGGGACGGGGAAAGGGCUACUAUGACAACUACCUGAAGCGCUGUCUGCAGCAGCAGGAAGUUAAGCCCUAUACCCUGGCCUUGGCCUUCAAAGAACAGAUCUGCCCCCAGGUCCCAGUGGAUGAAAAUGACAUGAAAGUAGAUGAAGUUCUUUACGAAGAGUCAUCAGCAUCUUAA
Elephantulus edwardii (Cape elephant shrew) is the source of this 612-nucleotide messenger RNA. It is a transcript of the gene MTHFS, whose product is annotated as 5,10-methenyltetrahydrofolate synthetase (5-formyltetrahydrofolate cyclo-ligase). Lineage: Eukaryota; Metazoa; Chordata; Mammalia; Macroscelidea; Macroscelididae. The coding region runs from base 1 to 612 and encodes 203 amino acids. Gene Ontology annotation, cellular component: mitochondrion. Gene Ontology annotation, biological process: folic acid-containing compound biosynthetic process; tetrahydrofolate interconversion. Gene Ontology annotation, molecular function: 5-formyltetrahydrofolate cyclo-ligase activity. The transcript has 3 exons. The record is from RefSeq and is a predicted model, not a curated record.